AUGGCUCUGAAAAUGUUUCAAAUUUUGGUGUCUGCUCUGCUGUUUAUAGCUUCUGUUUCGAGUGUCCUUGGAGCACCCUUUCUGACAGAAGAAUCAGUGAAUCAAUUCAUGCGGCUCAAACGACAUGUACCAUUUUCUCCAAGCUACUGGGACUCAGGCAGCAGCCAGAACACGUGGGCAUCCACUGUGGCUAAACAGAUUAGUGAAUCAUGGGCAGCUCUGAGGGAAACAGCACAAUACUACAUGGACUUGGACCCUUAUGCCUUCGAUCCUUCGACAGCUGUCAACAACAUCAGAUCCUACAUGGAGCAUCUACAGCAAUCUGGGACUCACCUCCACCAACAAGCUAUUAAAUCCUACACAUCUUGUAUCUGGCCAUGUUAG
This is a messenger RNA of Camarhynchus parvulus, 384 nucleotides long. It is a transcript of the gene C1H3orf85, whose product is annotated as chromosome 1 C3orf85 homolog. Lineage: Eukaryota; Metazoa; Chordata; Aves; Passeriformes; Thraupidae. The record is from RefSeq and is a predicted model, not a curated record. The transcript is spliced from 4 exons. The coding region runs from base 1 to 384 and encodes 127 amino acids.